AUGGCACAAGACAGCUCUUCAAACAGGCCCAUGCCAGGGAGYUAUAGGCGUGAUCGCACUAAGUUCACCAAAGAGCAGCUGAAAAUCCUCAUCGACACCUUUAACCAGAUGCCAUACCCAAAUUAUGCUACCAAACAAAAACUUGCCGUGGAAGUCAACACUGAUGAGUCGAGAAUCCAGGUUUGGUUUCAGAAUCGCAGAGCGAGACACAGGUUCCAGGAAAGACCAGAACUUAAGGAGGCUUUGGAAUCAAGCCAACUUCCAGAACGGAUUCGAAGUGAGGAGGCCCGACGGUGCCGCACCACCUACAGCCCCUCUCAGCUGCACACCCUCACCAGGGCCUUCAGGAACAACCCCUACCCCGGGAUCCAUGGCAGGGAACAGCUUGCGAAGGAAGUCGGAGUUCCUGAGUCGAGAGUCCAG
This is a messenger RNA of Urocitellus parryii (Arctic ground squirrel), 423 nucleotides long. It is a transcript of the gene Duxa, whose product is annotated as double homeobox A. Gene Ontology annotation, molecular function: RNA polymerase II transcription regulatory region sequence-specific DNA binding; DNA-binding transcription factor activity, RNA polymerase II-specific. Gene Ontology annotation, biological process: regulation of transcription by RNA polymerase II. Lineage: Eukaryota; Metazoa; Chordata; Mammalia; Rodentia; Sciuridae. Gene Ontology annotation, cellular component: nucleus. The record is from RefSeq and is a predicted model, not a curated record.